AUGGAGCGGCGGGCGCAGCAACCCGUCGACGCGCAACAGCCAGGCAAGGACAACGGCGGCGGCGACUCUCCUCCUCCACCGCCACCGUUCUUGGAGGUGACGUGCAGGAGCUCCGGCAAGGUCCGGCGGUUCGUGGCAGGGAUGACGGCCUGCUACGCGCUGCACGCCAUCAACGGCAAGCUCGAACCCGGGGCCCCGCCGGUGCUGCACGUCGAGGCCGUCAGGGACGGCGAAGAGCCCGUCAGCUUCGGCCCCAGCGCGGCCCUCGCUGACUACGGCCGCGGCUGGAGGCUGCAGACCGUCACCGCGCAGGACGCGCCCGGGAUCCAUCACGUGCCGCACGCGGACACGAAACAGGGUGACAGGCAGCUAUUCAAAGAAGAUGCCGUUGAUACGGAGGCAAUAAGGGGCACUUGCAUUGUAACUUGGUCGAUUUUAAUUCGUGUCACUGCAACUCAUGAUAAUUCAUCGUCUUUGUUAUAUGCUCUUGUUGUGGCAACUUCGGGGGCUGGCUAUGUGCUCGGUAGUGGCAACAUCGUGGACAUUGCCGGACUUUGUUCCACAUGUGCUGGUACAAUGAUGGUUGCAGCAUCUGCAAAUACCCUCAACCAGGCUAAUGGCUUGGUAGCUGGGCUUGCAGCUUCUAAUCUUGUUCUGUACGCAUUUGUGUAUACGCCGUUGAAGCAAAUACACCCUGUUAAUACAUGGGUUGGGGCAGUCACUUUGUUUUAA
Molecule: messenger RNA, 732 nt
Organism: Miscanthus lutarioriparius
Lineage: Eukaryota; Viridiplantae; Streptophyta; Magnoliopsida; Poales; Poaceae
Source: the annotation of a GenBank genome assembly